AAAAAGCCUUGGACCUCUCGAUUUCUCAGUAAUCUAAAAGAGAGAAAAUGCCUUUAGAUUGUAUUAUCAAUAAAUGAUGAAAAGAAAUGAUGGAGAGAUGAUUUGUCGUAUGCAUCUAUGUGCGAGGUUAAAUGAGAAGACAUGUACCUUUUAUUAAUUCAAUGAUAUUUUUUUCCGAUUACAAUAAAAUGUUUAAUUAGGAUAAGUUAUAUGACGGGAAAGACUGUUGUAUGUCUUGUGUAUUUGGUUUUAUUCACUUAUCAUUGUAUGUGUUUGUUAUGUACUUUGAAUUUGAUGAAAACGAUACUGAUGAUGAAGAAGACGUGGUGGAGAGCGAAAAGGAAAUACAUAAAGAGAAAACGAAAACGAAAAAGUUGACACAGAGGGAUUUAUUCCGUUAAACAUACCGUUAUUUGAUCCGCUAUGAUGCAGAAUAUUCAUUUUCAAUUUAUGAAUUGAAUCGAGUACCUGCACUACAGUUUAAGAAACCGUAUAAGGUAUGUUCUAAGUAUGAACAACAAUCCAUGUUUACCUUUGUAAAAUCAUGUAUAGUGUGUUUUACAUAAAUAAGGAAAGAGGUUUUUUUGUAAAUUAAAGGAAGUGUCUAUCAUAUUUUGUUUUGAUAAUGAGAAGGAAUUUCGUGGAUAAAUAAGUAAGCGAUGUUUGUUCUCGAGGCCACGGUGCAUCUAGCAGCUGUGAGACAUAAGUUAAAAGGAUAUAGUAAGAACUUCAAUCCAACAUAGUAUUAUGGCUACUGUAUGGACAUGGUCAUAAAUUAUUUUCGAUGGAUGUAAUAGGGUUUAGCUAAGAGUUAUUGAAGGGUGCUGCACCCUGUUUCUGAAAACAAAUGUGCCCUUUCACCCUUAGCAGCCUGUCCAUUUUAAACCUGGUUAAAACCCAAAUGUUGUAUGAAUGCAGAAGCCCGAAUGUUGCUGGCCGAGAAGCAAACAGUACAAAGGGCAGUAAUACAAGUAAACGAUCCAGCAAUUCGAAGUUGGAGCAGAUGAGAAAAACGAAUGAGAAGACAAAGGCAAAACAGACUGCUAAUGGAGGCCGGAGCACAAAAGCUAACAAAAAAGCUACAGAUGGAGAAGAAGAGGAGGAGGAAAGCGAAAACGAAAAACAUGUGGAACAAAGGAAAGCAGAUCCGAAAAGGAAAAUAACAGCACCUAUGCCUUGUAGAAAAAGAAGAAGAAAAGAACAGGAAGAGGAAAGGGAUGUAGAUGAAGAAACUAGUGAUGAAAGCGAUGGAACUACUGAUACUGAUGAUGAAGAAGACAUGGCGGAGAGCGAAAAGGAAAUACAUAAAGAGAAAACGAAAACGAAAAAGUUGACACAGAGAAGCCCGAUUGUUGCUGGCCGAGAAGCAAACACUGCAAGGGGCAGUAAUACAAGUAAACGAUCACGCAAUUCGAAGUUGGAGCAGAUGAGAGAAACGAAUGAGAAGACAAAGGCAAAACAGACUGCAAAUGGAGGCCGGAGCACAAAAGCUAACAAAAAAACUACUGAUGGGGAAGAAGAAGAGGAGGAGGAAAGCGAAAACGAAAAACAUGUGGAACAAAGGAAAGCAGAUCAUAAAAGGAAAAUAACAGCACCUAUGCCUUCUAGAAAAAUAAAAAAAGAACAGGAAGAGGAAAGUGAUGGAGAUAAAGAAGCUAGUGAUGAAAGCGAUGUAACUACUGAUACUGAUGAUGAUGAUGAAGAAGAAGAGGAGGAGAGCGAAAAGGAAAUACAUAAAGAGAAAAUUCAAACGAAAAAGGUGACACAGAGAAGCCCGAAUGAUGCUGGGCGAGAAGCAGACCCUUCACGUGGCAGUAAUACAAGUAAACGAUCACGCAAAUCGAAGUCGGAGAAGACGAGAGAAAAUAAUGAGAAGACAAAGGUAAAACAGACUUCUUAUGGAGGCCGGAGCACAAAAGCUGUCAAAAAAGAUACUGAUGGAGAAGAAGAAGAGGAGGAGGAGGAAAGCGAAAACGAAAAACCUGUGGAACAGAGGAAAGCAGGUCAGAAAAGGAAAACAACACCUUUGACUUCUAGAAAAAAAGAAGAAAAGAACAGGAAGAGGAAAGUGAUGGAGAUGAAGAAGCUAGUGAUGAAAACGAUGGAACUACUGGCAGUGACAAAUCAUACCAGCAGAGGAUUCUAGAGAUAAAACAAAGGAAACUUCGGAUUGAGAAAGCCAAACUACGGAAACUUGGAGAAAUUGUAGAAUGCUUGAAAGGCAUACACACAAGCAUAAGGUCUACUAAAAGCAAACUAAAGAAGUUGUGAAAUGGUGUGUGCAUAAUUCGUUUGUACACGGUGCCUGCAAAUAUCAUUGUUUUGUAGAUACAACUUUACGCACGUAUUAUAAUUUAGGAUAGUAGACCACGUGAUGAUUUUAUCCUGUCACUUGCAUACAAAUAACAAGGUCCAAUAAGGUCCAAUAACAAGGUGCUGUGUGAACUUUAGUUUAUUAGGAUAGUAGACCACGUGAUGUUUAUCUACAGUCAGGUGGUCAUGUGACCACGAAAACGAACUCCUUUUAUAUAUUCUGCAAUUUCAGAGGAACAGCACAAAUGCUGUUUCAGUAUCUUAUCAAUGGACCACUUACAGCCGACCUCAACAAUCAUUCGCCCAUAAAGUCCCAUCAUUAAAAUAAUGACACUGGCAAAACAAUCGACCUGAAAUCUACAAGUGAUAUGAAAAUCUUAUCCCGCCCGCAAAUGCUGGAAACUGUAAAACAACAUUCAACGAUACUCGUCGAUAGUUUAUUCCAUUUCUGUGGUGUAUGAAAAACUCUCACUUCCAACAGAAAUGAAUGAUCUCUUUGCCGGUGCAGUUCUGAACAUCCAACACUAUCAACAUCAAUUAAAUCCAUUUGAUAUGUGGCGAUUGUUUGUAAACACUCUUGAUCUUGAAUCUUGACCUGUGUACUGUACUCUGUGACUUGAGGAAUAAUUGUUACAUUAUCUGAUAAUGUUAGGAGACUGAUCCAUGCUUAUGCACGUUUAAAAGUAUUUUUAUGUUUUGAAUUGAUAUUGACGUAUUAAAAUGCAAUGACUUUAAAUAUAAACGUUUUGAAAAAGUUGAACAGUUUUGAGAACUAUUUUGGGAGCGAUUUAAACAUGGAUACCGAGUGUGAUGACGGUUGAUCAACAGGGAAAAACAGUUGCCCUUCUUAUUUUUAAAGAUACUUAAUUAAUAAAUAAAACAAAGUAACAGGAUAAACAUUGAUAUUGCUUUUCGACUCUUUUCGGUUCUGGAGAAUCGUGCUUACUUAAGAAUAUUUGCUUUGAAAGGGAUGUCGUGUUUAGGUUAUAUCCAUUCUAUUUUUUGUAACGAGGUUUUAAUGCAGACAUUUUUGUAAAGGUUGCGUGUAAAUAUUUAUCUUAAAUAGUGUGCCAUAAUCUAGGUAUUAUAAUAAUAUUUUUCUACAAUUUCCGCCUUAAGGCUAUGAACGCGCUUAUGUCAAAUUUAAAAUUACACCCAAAACACGUUGUCAACCUUUUGAUGGAUCUGUUAGCUCAAUAUUGAAUUAUAUGAGUGGGGUUAUUUGAAGUCUCAAGAACUAAAAGGCUGCAUUUAAACUUUCCACAAGUAACUGUAGCGUUUACGGCCAAUAUCCAUUGCAUAUAAAUCGAAAUGUCCGGCUAAUUAAAUACUAACUUUAGGUCGUCAAUACAGAUAAUUGUAUUAUUAUUUUUUUAAACAAUCUAUCAUAUAUCGACUUUGUACAUGAAAACAUAAUUGGUGUAGCAAUAUUAAGAAUAUUAUCGACAAAUUUUGAUUUACUUUUGUAUGGAAUAAUCCAGACAGUGUUACUAUUAAGCAGUUCAUACCUAUGUUUAAGCAGACCGUUAUAGACAAUUUCAUGGAAGAAUGGCGAGAGAGUCUACAAAACAAGUGUGUGUUGACAUUGUAUAAACAUUUAAAACACCUUGAAUAUGAACAAUAUCUGGACAUUGCUACAAACAAAUCAUUGCAUAGCUGUUUAACGAGGAUGUGUUUAUCUGGUCACAAAUUACGCAUGGAGCCCGGACGAUAUGGACCGCAACGUGAGAAGAUAGAUGUGAUUAUAACAAAGACAUUAGGAAACGUUAUAUAAGCAAGUGUUACACUAGAAACGCGAGUUUGCAUUAUCAAAUAAAAGAUCGGUGUUCAAUCGUUUGUGUACUUUUAUAAGCAAAGCUAAUGAAAUAAGAAAUUUACUUACAAAUACUAUCCUUUAAUUUCAAUUGUUUGUCUUAAUGUGUUUUGUUUCUGUAUUAUUUGUAUUCUUACACCAACCCUUUGUGCUACAAAAAAUUGUAUGGAUGAGAAACAAUAUGUUUAAAUAUAGAUAAAUCAUCUUUCUGUUCUGUUUCUGUUCUGUUCUAAACAGGGGUUAUACAUAAUGUUUUGACUAAUUGGCUUGUUUACUUUGUUUCAUUGAAUCACCUUUGGUGCUUUGAUUUAGUAUGCAGUUUGUAACCAAAUGUUAUUCUACUGUACAUGCUUUUGAAUGUCAUAUAAUUAAGGAAUGAAUUAAUAAUGAAUAAAGAGAUUGUGAAACACUAUG
Mya arenaria is the source of this 4540-nucleotide messenger RNA. RefSeq names its product transcriptional regulator ATRX homolog. The transcript has 16 exons. NCBI's taxonomy places the organism in Eukaryota, Metazoa, Mollusca, Bivalvia, Myida, Myidae. The record is from RefSeq and is a predicted model, not a curated record. Bases 848 to 2146 code for a protein of 432 amino acids.